This is a messenger RNA of Peniophora sp. CBMAI 1063, 408 nucleotides long. The record is from the annotation of a GenBank genome assembly. NCBI's taxonomy places the organism in Eukaryota, Fungi, Basidiomycota, Agaricomycetes, Russulales, Peniophoraceae.
AUGUCAUCCUCCCCCUCAUUCUCCGACGCCGUCUUAGCGUUAGAGCUCAGAGACGGCAUGCUCUACGCCGACCCAGGACCCCAGAAUGACAAAGCUCAUACGAUGGCUUUUCCCCCGGGUGGUCAAGGCAAACUGCUACUUUCAUAUGACGGACGCUACGGCGUCGACAGCAUCACCGGCCACCAGCCGUGCUGUACCGUUGUAUGGCAGCUGCCUAAUCCAGGGACUGCCAAUGUCUAUGUCAAGCACGACGCUUAUGGCGAUCAAAGUGGCGAUCAAAAGGCGAUCAAAUACGAUGUACACUACGGAAUGCGGCUCGUCUUUCUCAAGGACGGUAGUUUGGCCACGCAGAAGGAGGGUGAGAAGCUUUACCUGUUUGAUCUGAACAUGUACCGGUGGCGCACAUAG